GCGUGGCCCCGCCACAAACCAGACGCGCCCUCAAAUAAAAGUAUAGAAGAGUUUUAGCUCACAAGGAAGAGACAUUAAUUAAUAUAAAAAAAUGGAAAAAGAAACCUUCCUUAAGAAGCAACUCUCAUUCGUGCAAGGAAAAAGAAAACAAGCUGAGAGAGAGAGAGAGAGGGAGAAAGAGAGAGAGAUUUUCUCAUAUCAGAUGGCACCAUCAGAGCUAUAAGCCUUCCUUCUGUUCCAAAACUGUCAGCUGCUCCGUAAAUUUAUUCUUUCAUUUCGUAAUUCAGUAGCUAUUUCAUGGGUUCUUCGAGCGAACAAUUAAAUGAACCUCAGAGAAGAAAACCUCUUGGUGUUCGUUUUUUGGGAAACAUCAAGGGAGCUCCCUUGUCCUUCCGAACAUGCCAAACCAUUGUCCUGGUGCUAACAUUCUUCGCGUACGCUAGCUAUCAUGCCACCCGGAAAACGACCAGCAUCGUCAAAAGUGUUCUUGAUCCUGAAACAGCGAAAUUAGGCUUCGCCCACUGGCCGAGCUCGUACUAUCUACGCACAUUACAUAGAACUGAAGAUAAAAGACUGGGAUCUGCGAAUGGUUGGGCUCCAUUCAGCACGGCGGACGGCACCGCCUUGCUCGGGGACAUUGACGUAGCCUUCCUCUCGAUUUAUGCAUUGGGGAUGUAUUUCGCAGGCCAUUUAGGGGAUCGACUGGAUUUAAGGAUCCUUUUGACUACUGGAAUGGUCGGAACCGGUCUCUUCACGGCCCUAUUUGGAGCCGGUUAUUGGCUAAACAUACACAAUUUCUUCUACUUCUUAGUGGUUCAGAUGAUAGCCGGCCUCUUGCAAUCGACCGGGUGGCCUUCAGUUGUUGCGGUGGUCGGAAACUGGUUCGGGAAAAGCAAGAGGGGGUUAAUAAUGGGGAUUUGGAAUGCGCAUACGUCUAUCGGGAACAUAUCGGGCUCACUGAUUGCCGCUGCUUUAUUGAAGUAUGGAUGGGGAUGGUCCUUUGUAGUUCCUGGGGUUAUUAUCGCUGUUAUUGGUUUGAUAGUGUUUCUAUUCUUGCCUGUUAGUCCUGAGGUUGGAGUUGACGAAGAUGAGGUUUUGAAGUACAAUGAGAAGAAUGAGGUUGCGGAGCCUCUAUUAGGAGGAUACAGAGAAGAGGUGAAAGAAAAGGCAGUAGGGUUCGUGGAGGCGUGGAGGAUUCCGGGGGUGGCGCCAUUUGCGCUCUGUCUCUUUUUCUCAAAGCUGGUCGCCUAUACGUUCCUCUAUUGGCUUCCGUUCUACAUCAGCCACACAGAGAUCGACGGAAAAUAUUUGUCCAAUACAACGGCCGGAACCCUCUCAACUCUAUUUGAUGUGGGAGGUGUGGUUGGCGGCAUCCUCGCUGGCCACAUUUCUGACCGGCUCGAUGCCCGCGCCAUGACAGCCGCAGGAUUCAUGUAUUGUGCCAUUCCGGCCCUCUUCUUCUACCGCAUAUACGGGGGCAUCUCCCUUUACUGGAACAUUGCUCUCAUGUUUAUUGCGGGAGUGUUUGUGAACGGGCCCUAUUCAUUAAUAACAACGGCGGUCUCCGCAGACCUGGGGACACACAGCUCCCUGAACGGGAAUUCCCGUGCUUUGGCCACCGUUACGGCAAUCAUAGAUGGGACGGGGUCGGUGGGAGCGGCAGUCGGGCCCCUGCUGACAGGGUACAUUUCAGCCAGUAGUUGGAGUGCAGUGUUCACAAUGCUGAUGGGCGCAGCGCUUGUUGCUGGGCUACUUCUGACGAGGCUUGUGGUGGCAGAGGUCUCUGCGAAGAUCGAGGCGAAGAGUUUGUCCUACGUGGCGGCAAGCGAUCUCCCCGUUUCCUCUAUGGUCGAGCCUUAAGCUGAAGUGUUUUGAGCACUGAAUGUAAAUUAUCAAGCUUUCCUUUUUGGCCUAUAAAAAGUCCUCGAGACCAAACGCAUGAAGGAUUAUUGCAGCAAAUGGUUGUUUCACGUAGUGUCGUUCGAGGUCAAGCUAGUGCAAGAGGAGAGCAUAUUCCUAUACUAUUAACCUGGGGAGUGGCUUUUUAUGCCCAUGCCCAUGUAGUGGGAGAUGGAUGAGUUUGUAACAUAUUCCAUUUAUGCCAGUAAGAACAGUUUGGGUGCAUUUAGCCUUCUUAUUGAUUGAAAUUUAUGAGCUGAAGAUCUUUGUUGCUGGUUCGGGGCUGGGUCAGUGUUACUGUGUUAGUGCAGAUGCAACCCGACAAGUUCACGGGUCUAGAUCGGCAAUCGGUUCUAAAUUUGUGACUCAGACGCGACCUAUAAGUUCUAUUUUGUGACCAAACAGCAGAACAGGUAUGAAACUGGUUAUUCUUA
Messenger RNA from Ananas comosus (pineapple), 2333 nucleotides. Its product is annotated as putative glycerol-3-phosphate transporter 1. Gene Ontology annotation, biological process: transmembrane transport; phosphate ion homeostasis. The transcript has 3 exons. Lineage: Eukaryota; Viridiplantae; Streptophyta; Magnoliopsida; Poales; Bromeliaceae. Gene Ontology annotation, cellular component: membrane. Gene Ontology annotation, molecular function: transmembrane transporter activity. Bases 298 to 1860 code for a protein of 520 amino acids. The record is from RefSeq and is a predicted model, not a curated record.